CAUGCAGUAUGAGGCGUCCUAACAAGGGCGUACUUUUGGUUUUAUUUUCUGUCAAAUCGGGAGCGGGAGAUUUUGUUACAGACACACACUCACACGCAAAAAAGGAAGAAACUAUUGGGUUGCAGUGAACAUUUAAAGAUCCAUGGCAUUCCAGAUCCAAUUACCAAUUCCAGUUUCAGUUCCACUUUCAGUGCCACCAAGAAAAACAGACACUAUAAUACAAUGGAUCAUAGAAAACAAGACAGAAAAACUGGGCAAAUUAUUAAAAAGCAAAGAUAUUAAUGGACUAUACCCUUCUGAGGUCUGGAAUGAUGAUGUUACACUAUUAACCGCAGCUGUUUUAUGUAGAAAUGAAAAAAUCUGUUCCUAUCUUCUUAAAGAGGGAGCUGAUCCUAACAAACACUCCACAAAUGGAAAAACUCCUCUACAUUAUACAGCGUUUCAAGCUGGAGUUCCUCUGAGUAUUGUGAAAAGAUUACUUGCAGCAAAAGCUAACCCUAAUGGAUAUGGGCUACAAAUAUUUACUCCAUUGCAAUGUGCUGCUGAUAAAGGCCGUGAAGACAUUGUGAAGGCACUUAUAGAAGCUGGAGCGUUACCUGAAAGACACUAUGGGAGAUAUCCAGAGCUUGAUGAAAAAGUGGAAAGAAUAAUUAGUAAAAUAUCGUCACAGAGUGAAGAAUUUCAAAAAGUGCAUCAGUUUUUCUCUCUGUCUUGUGCUAUAUCAGUGAAAAAGCAUAAAGAAGUUUAUAGAAUCUAUAAGGAAGAUUUCUUUCAAGAGCACCCUUUUAUUCAUACAAUUCUGUUUGAGGUGUAUUUUGAUGUCAUUGGACAAGGAGCAGAGCAGUAUCAUCAGAGCGCCAUCAAGUGGUUAAAAGACACAAAGAGUGCAGACCGAUACAUCGAAGGAGUCAUCAAGCGCUUCCCAAAAAUCCCUCAGGAACACUGGAUUUAUCCACUGACCACGUUAAAUGCAGCUUUGUGUGUCAGCAAAAGAGUUUCUCCUGAAGUUUUCAGUGAGCUUGUGCCAAUUCUAACAAACAGUCUUCAGCCCUUUGAAAACAUGCAAGGAGAAAACAUUGAUCAUCUGGUACUGAAGAUACUCAAUGUCAUGAUGCAGAAGACGUCUGAGCAGAAACUGAGACUGAACCAUUCUGUCUAUGAGAAGCUAUGCAAAAGUCUGUUGCCUCUCACACAUUCAAACUACUCAAGCCUGAUUAGAUUGAUGACCUAUCGACUGUUUGUUUAUUUAAAUGACUUUGCUCCUGAGCUUGUUUCAUUGAGUGGAUUGUCUCCGGUUCCGGAAACAGUACUCCUCAAAGCAGAGACGGAAAUGGACGAAGCCAUGAAAAAGAAGCUGCAAAAGUUGGAUGAAUCACUGAAACAUCCAGCAGGUUCAAGCGCAGUGGAGAGUUUAUGUGAGGAAACCGCAGCUCUAUCAACACGCAGGAAGAAGAAAAAGAAGAAGAGGAAAAAGGGAUCACAAGAAGCUGAGCUGCAAGGUAAAGAAGAACCGUAUUCAGUCACUGAAGUGACAUCCAUUGAGGAAUCAACUUCAAGUGUGCAGCCAUUCCCACAGCCAACUGUGAUCCCAAAAGAGUGGAAUCAAACUAGCAUUCGUUGGAGGCCCAAGCUUGAGAAGCUAGCUAACAUUGGUGGUAGCAAGACAUACAGACUGGGAAAUCUUACUCUUGUUCUUAAUCCUGAAUAUCUUAUUGCUAAAGGAAGUGAUGGAACUGAAGUUUUCCUUGGAUUGAGGGACGACGGGACAGAGGUGGCUGUGAAACGAAUGAUUAAAUCUAACUACCAAGUCCUUAAAAAUGAGAAGGAAUUUCUUUGACUUCCAGAACUUGACAGUCCGUCCAUUGUGCGAUAUGUGGACUUUGCUGAAGAUGCCCAUUUUGGAUACCUUGUUCUUCAGCUUUGUGAGUACACACUGGAGGAAUAUAUCCAAGAUCAUUUACCAGAAGACAAGGAUGUGAGAUCUUUGGUUCUGGAGAAGCUGGUGAAGGAGGUUUUGUGCAGCUUACAGGUUUUACACGACCCACAAACCAAAGUCCUCCAUCGGGACAUCAAACCCCAGAAUGUGCUGAUUGACAUCAACGGAAAAGCUAGAUUGGCUGAUUUUGGCAUAAGUCGCAGACUUAAACAGAAUGAAACCACUUUGAGAACAAGCAUUGCCAGAACUAGAUGCUGGAAGGCAAAGGAGACCAUAGAUGAGGAGGUCAACACAGGGUGCAAGAGGAGCUCUGACAUUCAGGUUGCAGGGAUGUUAGUGUACUACAUUCUCUCUAGAGGACACCAUCCAUUUGGUAAAGGUGCUGCUUGUGAAUACAACAUUUUACAAGGAAAAUACUCACUGGAGUAUCUGGAUGAUGAUGUGGCGAAGGAUCUUAUUGAAUGGAUGAUCAAUGGAAAUCCAAACAACAGACCGACUGUUGAGCAGAGCCUUGCACACCCCUUCUUCUGGAGUGAUGAAAGGAGGGUCGAGUAUUUGAAAAAAAUUGGGAAUCAGAAUGAGGCAGAGAACUGCCGUAAAGUGGACGAGGAGCUUCUUCAUGCUGUUGAAAAAUUCACUGAGGGAAAAAGCUUUUCUCAAUGGAAGAAUAAAUUUCCGUCUGAACUGGUCCAGAAGCUGGAUGGAAAGAAGAAAGGCUAUCCUGAGAGCACACUAGGCCUGCUGCGUUUUAUACGCAACCUACAUGAGCAUUAUCCAGAGGAUGCAGAGAGCAUCAACCUGAUGGGUUUAUUCCCUGAUCUCUUUGGGAGCGUGUUCAGGUUUGCCAAGGAGAAAGGAUGGCACUCCAGAGCGAGUCUGAAAAAGUUCUUCAGCUCCGUUCAACAGAUUUAAUUCUUGUUGUUUUUGGUUAAAGCAGGUACAUUGAUCCUGCACUGAGUUUCAAGAGUGAGUUUAAAUGAAGGGUCGAUUUAGGACCCUCAUCCUUUGAUGAACUGAGAUUCAUCCCUCACACAAAUCGCUAAACCCAGACAAUCAAAAAACAUUCACACACAAUAUUUCUUAAACUGGAUGCUUUGUAUAAUUUCUGAUACUGCAUUAUGCCUGGUACACAGCUUCUUCAUAAGAGUAAUAAAUAUUCAUAUUAUCAGCCCAUAAAGGACUCAGCACACACACACAACACAUUUCAAGAGUUCACACUUAGCUCACGAUUUAUACAUAGCUUGUUUGGCGUGCUGUCCCGGGAGAGAGCCCUGAGCUCAAGGGAUCCUCGAGCCCAGGGCUCCCUCCUUUCACAGGGCGAGGGGAGACUGAGCUCAGAUCGAUCUGAAACUCCCCCGCUGCUGAGGCCAAGGUGAACUUCCUGAGAGUAAGACAUUAGAAAAAGAUUUAGGCUUAUUUUAUCUAACCAGGGAACCCGGGGAAACCCACACGGAGAACAUGCAAACUCCGCACAGGAACACCAGAUGGCCCAGUGAAGACCCAACGCCAUUGGUAUUCUAGCUGUGAGGCAAACGUGCUAGUCACUGGGCCACCGU
Messenger RNA from Danio aesculapii, 3492 nucleotides. RefSeq lists its product as uncharacterized. Gene Ontology annotation, molecular function: ATP binding; RNA endonuclease activity; protein serine/threonine kinase activity. The record is from RefSeq and is a predicted model, not a curated record. Lineage: Eukaryota; Metazoa; Chordata; Actinopteri; Cypriniformes; Danionidae. Gene Ontology annotation, biological process: protein phosphorylation; IRE1-mediated unfolded protein response; intrinsic apoptotic signaling pathway in response to endoplasmic reticulum stress. Bases 2267 to 2848 code for a protein of 193 amino acids. Gene Ontology annotation, cellular component: IRE1-TRAF2-ASK1 complex. The transcript is spliced from 7 exons.